UUCAGCAUUGAGAUCUACAAGCACAACAAGGAAGAAAGAAUUGCACGGACUUGGGGAACAACUGCACCUGGACUGCCGUAUGUAGAGGAGGCGAUCACAAAUGCUGGUGAUUGGUUGAUUGGUGGAGACUUGGAGGUCAUUGAACCAAUCAAGUAUAAUGAUGGUCUCGAUCAGUAUCGCCUGUCCCCAGCACAGCUACGUGAAGAAUUUGCCAGGCGCAAUGCUGAUGCAGUAUUUGCUUUUCAACUCCGUAACCCUGUGCACAAUGGGCAUGCUUUGCUCAUGACUGAUACACGCAGGCGCCUUCUUGAUAUGGGCUACAAAAACCCUGUUCUUCUUCUCCAUCCAUUGGGAGGCUUCACAAAAGCUGACGAUGUGCCUCUUAGUGUGAGAAUGAAGCAGCAUGAGAAGGUUCUUGAGGAAGGUGUACUAAACCCAGAAUCAACUGUGGUUGCAAUCUUCCCAUCUCCAAUGCAUUAUGCUGGGCCAACUGAGGUGCAAUGGCAUGCCAAGGCUCGUAUCAAUGCUGGUGCAAACUUCUAUAUUGUUGGAAGAGAUCCUGCUGGUAUGGGUCAUCCAAUGGAAAAGAGGGACCUUUAUGAUGCUGAUCAUGGGAAAAAAGUAUUGAGUAUGGCUCCUGGGCUUGAGAGGCUGAAUAUCCUUCCUUUCAAGGUGGCUGCAUAUGACAGAAAGUACAACAAAAUGAAUUUCUUCGACCCAUCAAGGAAAGAAGACUUCCUGUUCAUCUCUGGCACAAAGAUGCGCGGUCUUGCCAAGAACCGUGAGAGUCCACCAGAUGGUUUUAUGUGCCCAGGUGGCUGGAAAGUCCUCGUCGAGUACUACGACAGCUUGACCCCACCAGAAGGCAGCCCCAAACUGCGAGAGGCAGUUGCGGCGUAGAAGCUGAAAUAUGCUUCAGAUAAUGAAUAUGUGUGUUCCUGGUAUUAUGGACGGUUCUUUGCGACUAAGAACCGAUGAUAUAUGGUGGUAUACAUAUAUUGGUGGUAGGACUUGACAUUUGGGCAUGAUUCCCAACAGUCCCUUGUGGUUUGUACUGCAUACUAUCUGCUAGCAGUGUUGCCCCCUGGAGCCCAUCAUGUUCUUGUGGUGCCAAUAAGGAUGGGUUUUGUAUCCUCUUGCCAGAUUUGUACAUAACUACAUAUAAAGUAUGGUGGUAUUUUAUCUA
Lolium rigidum is the source of this 1186-nucleotide messenger RNA. Its product is annotated as ATP sulfurylase 1, chloroplastic-like. The record is from RefSeq and is a predicted model, not a curated record. Gene Ontology annotation, molecular function: adenylylsulfate kinase activity; sulfate adenylyltransferase (ATP) activity. The transcript is spliced from 4 exons. The annotation marks the transcript as partial. Gene Ontology annotation, biological process: sulfate assimilation. Lineage: Eukaryota; Viridiplantae; Streptophyta; Magnoliopsida; Poales; Poaceae.